This is a messenger RNA of Kwoniella shivajii, 3468 nucleotides long. RefSeq lists its product as uncharacterized. NCBI's taxonomy places the organism in Eukaryota, Fungi, Basidiomycota, Tremellomycetes, Tremellales, Cryptococcaceae. The record is from RefSeq and is a predicted model, not a curated record. The coding region runs from base 1 to 3468 and encodes 1155 amino acids. The transcript is spliced from 11 exons. Gene Ontology annotation, biological process: regulation of DNA-templated transcription. Gene Ontology annotation, cellular component: RSF complex.
AUGCCUCGUAAAAAUCCAAUUCCAUUAGCUGUAGCUCCUGUAGAAGCACUGCUUCCUCCUGUACCGCCUUCACCGAUAAUUCAGACUCUGCGCAAAGACUGGCGGUGGGCGGCUAUAUCUCAAUUCGUAUGGACUUUCUCAGAUGCGUUCGGCUUGGUAGAUUGGGACAUUGAGAACCUGGAAGCAGAUUUUGAUGGAGAUGAAAAAGCUUUAAUACCUACCUUAAUAGCGAAAUUACUAUUCGCUCUUACUUAUAAUAGGCAAAUCAAUCGCGACAACGCUUUUGAGAAUCUGCGGCGAACAUACGCGAAACGAAAACCAGAUGAUAAAUGCCUUUUGGGAACAGAGGAAGUACCGGUCUCAUGGGAUACAUUAGGUUUAAGUCAAAAGGUGCAAAUACUGCACGAGCUGUGUGAAUGGCAAUUGGAAGAUCCAGCCAGAUUCAGAGGGUUAUUGAAGUCCGAGGACGAUGCUGUAACUUGGCGAGUCGAACCUGUUGGAUGGGAUAAAGAUGGAAAUACAUAUUGGUUAUUUGACGAUAAUCGAUUGUGGAUACAACGAUUUCCACCACCUCCACCUACGCCUCCAAAACCUGCAAAGAAGACAAGUCAAAAAGCAAAGAAAGCAGCUAAAAAAUCACGACCUUCUAUUCCACUUUCCGCCAACAAGAAAUCGAAUAAAAGGAAAGAUAUGACACCUGAAUCAUCCCCUACACCACCACCUGCGGCCAAAGAAGAAGAAGUGUUAAGUGGAUCAAGGAGAAGGAAAUCAGUCAACUUUUAUGGAAAUCCAACUCCAACAGCUCAAGCCUUAAAACGAAAUCCAAUCACACCUCAUACGCCAUUAACGGGAGGAAGUACAUCUUCAAGGCCAACCCGAAGUAAUGCAAGAUUGAAUCAUAACCAAAACCCGAACGCGGAAACUUCAGAAAGCCCUUCAAAAACAAGUAAAACCACUCCUGCAUCCCUAGGAACGAGAGUAUCAAGAAGGUUGAGAAACGUUGAUGAUGAAUGGCAGCAAGUUCCUGAAGAUUGGUUGUCUACUCCUGCAAAGCCAAGAGGUAGAGCAAAAGGAAAGGGAAAGGGGAAGGCAAAGCAAGUAGACGGCGAGGGUGACGAGAGUGAGCUCAGUGAAUUAACAGAUGAAGAAGAACACGAAAGAUUGGUUUUAGCUAGUGGAGCUAGAAAGGCACAACGUACCAUCGAAAGUGAUCGAGACGAUGUAACAGGAACACGCCCAGAAGAAGACGAGCAGGAGGAAAAGAUGGAUGUGGAUUUGGAUGGGGAUAUGGAACAUCAGAACGGUGAUGGUUCAGAUGUGCAGAUCGACAUAGAUCAAGGUGAAAACGCGGAAGUGGAGGAUAAGCACACGGAUCAACCGGAAGAGAAAGUCAUAGAUGAGACCGAAAAGACAUCACCUCCCGCGGUAGAAGCAGCAGAAACCAAUGGACACACGUCUUCUCCUGUUGCCGCUCCAGAAACGAAAGAAGCUGAACCUCCAGCCGAUGCUAUUGAAGAGGACGAACAAACUAAUACCGCAAUGCCGAAAGAAGAAUCUGCUCCUGCCGCCGAUGAAAGUGAUGUAAGAGCUGUAAACGGAGAAAAUGGAGAUGGAAAUACGGUACACACCAACGGAGAAGUCGACAAGCAUGGUAUCAAAGCUGGUAGUAUUGAAGGCGAUGCAUCGAACGAUGAAAAAGCUAAAUUGGAAGAGGAAUUAGCGAAAGAGAUCAAAGCUGAACCCGUCAAAGAGAAGAGUGACCUUAUUCUAGCGUGGGAGGCUGAUCGAUCCCAUAUUCCCGCAGAGUUUGUUGAAUGGGAAACUGUGUGUGUCUCAUUGUACGAAUGGCGUACAUUCCCUGAACAAUUCGCCAAAUCAAAAGAUCUUGAUGAACAAGCUUUGUACUCUUUGUUGACCGAAGAAGUCGGGCCAACAAUUAUCACCAUACUUGUCGGAAAGGAACAAGAACGCCUCAAGCAAGAAGCAAUCAAUAACCGUAAGAGAUCAUCCAGGAUUGCUACACGUGAAUUAGAAAGGGAGGAGAUAUUGAAGCGAGAAGCGGCAGAAAGAGAAAUGGAAGAAAGGAUGGAAAAGAUCCGAUCAGAGGAGAUCAAGAAGCAAAAAGAGGAGGAAGAAGCCUUGGCCCGGGAAAAAGCAAGAGAUGAAAGACUGAGAGAAAGGGAAGAAAGAGCACAAGCGAGAGAAGAAGCAGUCAUCAAGAAAGCAGAAGAAGAGACUAGAGAACGAGAAAAAAGAGAAAGAAAAAGGGAGAAGAGAAAGAGGAGAAGAGAAGGCGAAGAGGUUUCAGAUGAUUCAGACGAUGAAAUUGAGCAACAUGAUCGGUCAUCACAAAGAGCAAGAACUAGGACUGGGACGGAGAAUGGUACUGAACCACCAAAUGAGAGAUGGGAACUGAACUGCGAGGUCUGUAAGAAAGUUGGAUGGAACAUUGACGAAGACCUAGAUUUGGUCUGCUGUGAUGAUUGUGGACGAUGGCAACACACUGAAUGUCAUGACCGACUUGAUAUAAGGGAAGGUAGAGGCAAGAGAAAUUGGGAUCAAGUUGAUUUCCAAUGCAAAGAAUGUCGACUUCGUGCCGCGCGGAACCGUCAGAGACACGAAACACAUCAACAGCAACCAUCACCUGUUGCUCAAAGUCAAACCAACGGACAUUCAAAUUCUCAUCCUCACCCACUAAGUCAAUCUUAUCCAGUCAUACCUGGCUCAGCUCCGCUUCCUCAAUCUCAAACACCCUUGAAUCCAGCUAGACCUCCUCCACCGCCUCUGAAUCCUGGAGAGUUCUAUUUACCAUAUCCGCAUCCCCCAGCGAAAGAAGAUAGACCAGCUGGCUACGCCGUGUUUUACCCUCCAAACCAAAAUGAACAACAACCACAAAGAUCGCCACCACAGACAGUGAAUCAAGGACCACAAGCUGAGCGGGUGCAGCGUGAUUAUUUACCUCAACAAUCAUCUAUACAAGUAAGUCGACCGAGCAGUGUUCAACAGAAUUAUCCGCCUCAAUCACAAUCAGCGAGUCACCAAAGUCAAUCUAGAAGCUCUCAUCAACUUCCGCACGUUCAUCCAUCUCAACAACAGGUGCCUCGUGGAAAUCCAGUCACAACCCAAUCUCUUACUCAUGCUCAACAGCCAACGGCUCACGCCUAUCACAGUUCUCAAAUAUCGCCUCCCACGCGACCUGCUCAUCAAGGUGGAUCACCUGCUCAUAACCCUUCAAUUUCUUAUCCCGCUCAUCCUACCUCCACAUUCCAAGCCAGGCCGUUACUUGCUCAAGCACUGCCUUCUCAAGCUAGACCUGCGCCGUCGUAUCCUACAUAUUCUCAUCAUGAGCAGAUUCCACCACAACCUGCUGGCCACAAUCCAUUACGAAAUGUUCACAGCUCGUCUGAUCAACAAGGUCAACAAGCCAUUCCUCGACCUCAAGUACAUGAGCAACAGCGAUCAGCAUAA